AUGCCUCCUAAGAGAACAGCAACAUAAGAGUAGUUAUCAAAUACCCCAAAGUCAUUUCACAACAUGAAUUUUCAACCAUACAUUCCACCAAAUGCUACAGUCAAAGAAAAAAUUAUUCAUGAAUUCCUGACACAGCAUGAGGUCUUUACUGUAGAUGUGAAGUAAAUGUUAGAAGACUUGAGCAAAGAUUAUACACCAUCUACGAGAUUACAAUUAGCUUUAAAGGAGAGGACAACUAAGAGAGGUAACUUACUCCAUAGAAGACAGAACUCCGCAAAUAAUGUAGGUAAUAAUACUAUGAGAGAAAAAUAAUCAGCCUCUCAAUUAUGCCAGAAGGUAGAUACUAAGAUGGACUCGGCCAGACAAUAUGAUGAGUCUAUGAUGAGUUUUGAGAGUGCCUUUGACACAAGAGUUAAUGAGUAAUAAAGUCUCUCGGCCUAGAAUUAAGAAUCUGGAUUUAAUAUACAAGGUUUUUGA
Stylonychia lemnae is the source of this 477-nucleotide messenger RNA. The record is from the annotation of a GenBank genome assembly. Lineage: Eukaryota; Ciliophora; Spirotrichea; Sporadotrichida; Oxytrichidae.